CUUAUCCACUAUAUCAACUUUCCCCUUAUACCAUUUGCAAUAGAAUUUCAAUCCUUCAACACCAUGAAUUCAACAAACCCCGAUCAGAAAUUUGAUCAGUAUGGCGCAGCAACCGGAGUCCCGGUGGCUCAAGGCUUUCAGCACCAACCCAGAUUGGGAGAUUGGUCUUCUGGGCUUUGUGACUGCUUUUCUGACUGCUCAAGCUGCUGCUUGACUUGUUGGUGUCCGUGCGUCACUUUUGGACGAGUUGCUGAGAUUGCUGACCAAGGAGAUACCUCUUGUGGUACAGCAGGAGUGCUUUAUUGUCUACUUGCUGCGGUGACCCGUUGUACCUUUUGCUACUCUUGCUUUUAUCGCACGAAGAUGCGGCAGCAGUUCAAGCUGGAAGAGAGCCCUUGUUGCGACUGCUUGGUUCAUUUUUGCUGCGAGUCCUGUGCCCUUUGUCAAGAAUAUCGCGAGCUCCAAAGCCGAGGAUUUGACAUGUCUAUUGGAUGGCAGGGUAAUGUUGAACGACGAAAUCGGGAAGUGGCCAUGGGAGCUGUUCCUCCUUAUGUGGAGGGUGGCAUGAACAGAUAGAAAAUCCGCGGUGGGAGAAAUGAAUUAUAUUUCUUAAGUUAAUGGAGAAGAAUAAGGAAGAAUUAAAAUAAAAUUAUAUUUACCUAAUUUUAAAUAUUUAAUCACAUAUUUAGAUGGUAUAUUUAUAUAUAAUUUGAUAAAUAUGAAUUAAAGUAUAUCAUUUAAAUAUUUGUUUAGAUAUUUAAAACUAAUAAUAUGUUGUAUUGCAUAUUAAAAAUUACGAGUAUUAAUGGAUUAAAGAGGUUGAAUGCAUUGAAAUUGUACAAAAUAGUCUAAGAUUAAAUUUUUAUUUGAUAUGUGGUUAAAUUUGUUUUACAUAUUUGAUGUAUGCAGAAGCGCUUGUUUAUCUAAAUCCGAAGAUAUUAUUUAAUUAUGAGUUGGUCCACAA
This is a messenger RNA of Mangifera indica (mango), 964 nucleotides long. Its product is annotated as protein PLANT CADMIUM RESISTANCE 2-like. The transcript has 4 exons. NCBI's taxonomy places the organism in Eukaryota, Viridiplantae, Streptophyta, Magnoliopsida, Sapindales, Anacardiaceae. Bases 64 to 576 code for a protein of 170 amino acids. The record is from RefSeq and is a predicted model, not a curated record.